AUGGAUCAGGAAGCUCAGCAUUCGCUACUGAAGAGAUCGACUUCGCUAUGGAGACGUUUCUCGACGAGGAGAGCAAAGGAGAGAGUAGAGAGAGCCGAAAACCAGCAGAAAGUGGACCACUCGACCGUCUCGCCGGGUCGAAACAGGCUUCAGAAACGCACUAUUGAGCUGCCCAGAAGAGCGCCAGGCGACGGAACCCAGGAUCACAACGACGGAAGCGAACCGCGCAAGGACUAUCGACAGAGUGACGGAGACAUAAAGUCAACGAUGACGAUGGGACACAUGCAACGCAUCCACGUCCCGAUACCCACCUCGCAUCUACUCACUCCCCCUCCAACGCCCUCCCCACCAUCGACCGCCUCUCGCCCUUCGGCAAUCUCUACCCCUUCAAGGACAAGUACCCGUGUCCUUGCCACAGACGUCCCCACAGCCCCGUUUCCCCGCUCUCCCGGAGUCCAGACCACACCCUGGAACGUCUUCCUCACUCCCGCCCAAGUUUACGCCCUCGUCCAAGGCUUCCGACCGGAAACUAUGGAGGAUAAAUGGUUCGUAUACAGCGAAGGGCCAGAUCAUUCCGGGAAGCUCAAAGUGCAUUUCCAUCGGAGUUGGACGGGGAUGAAAAUUGCAGAGUUGUUCGUUGUGAUUGAUUUGAGGGGGGAAGGGGCCGGGAAGAUUGUUGGGAUUAAGUGGGAUGCGGGGGAGAAGACGAAUGGGAUGGAUGUGGGCGAGGUGAAGUAUACGAUUGCGAUGGCUUGUAGGUGGGCCCUUGGAGUGAAUUUGGAGGGGGAGAUGGAAGGUUGA
Molecule: messenger RNA, 801 nt
Organism: Westerdykella ornata
Lineage: Eukaryota; Fungi; Ascomycota; Dothideomycetes; Pleosporales; Sporormiaceae
Exons: 1
Coding region: 1-801 (266 amino acids)
Source: RefSeq, a predicted model, not a curated record